AUGGCCCAAUUGAAGAAAUUGCACAUGACCGACAACCUUGAUACCCUGGGCCAGCUGUCCAACAUAGCGAUAGACCUGCGCGGCAAGAGCACGAAAAUGUUACUCCUCACUGCUCGCAAACUCUUUAUGACGGCGGAGGAGUAUCGACUAGAUGGCGACGAGGAGAUGGCCUACAUCAGCUACAUGAAGUACUUCAAGGUGAUAACGGCCAUUCGCCAGAAGCCUGACUACCAGAGCCACAAAGUGCAGGUGAAGGAGGCGCUGGGCGACACCGAAGCGAAUCGUCGAAUUAUGGACUCCCUCGAGCUGAUAACCGACUCGCUCUCAAUGCGCUACAGCAAACUGCAGAAGCAGACGACCGCCCUGCAUAGCCAGCCAGAGCCAAUCAGAAAUGGUGGCUGCAAGGCGCUAAAGAGCGCCACGUCCUCCACACAAGCCACAGAGUAUACUCGAUUGGGCGUCGUCUCGUGCCAGGAGCUGUUCGAGCGAAUGCAUGAGAAAUCCGUGCUGGUAAUGGACUGUCGUUCCAGUGCCGACUACGAGAAGUCCCACCUCACCUACGUCUGUGCAUUCAAUGUGCCCGAAGAUCUAAUAACUCCAGGAAUGUCGGCUGGCAAAUUGCAGGCUCGGCUCAGCAGCAGCGCCAAGGCCUCGUGGGCGUCUCGCUCCAUCAAGGAUUCGGUGGUGCUGAUGGACUGGAACAGCAAGGAUGCCCAGCCGGCGGCAAAUACAGCGAUUGCCACGCUCCUAGACAUACUCAAAAAUUGGGACCCCGAUGUCACCUACCGCGCGCCCAUACAGAUCGUGGAGGGUGGCUACGAGUACUUCAUCAUGAUGUACCCCACGCACUGCACCAAUCCUAGUGUGCAGGCGCCGCAGCAGAACAACAACGACAUCGAGACCAUUGACGACAUCGAGUAUCCGUCGAUCAGCGACAUUACCAUGAAAGAGGACAUCAGUCCGCGUGACUUUAGGCCUCGCCCGGAUAUCAAUCGGGCCAGCAAGCAGGCGGCACUGCGCACCUACGACCAGGCCAAGCCCAUUGCCGAGAUCAUGCGCGACCAGGCAGAGUUCCUGCAGCGGGCCAAGCACAACGACGAGCAGCUGGACAAUGCAGCCAAGAUGUGGAAGAGGCUCAUCCAGCAGAAGAGUCCCUCGAGCGACUUAAGCGAGUCGGAUCGGCAGCUGCUCUACAAGAUCCUUCAGCUGGAAAACCAAGCCGAGGAUUAUAAAAUUGAAAACAAUCGCCUGCGCGAUGAUGUUGAGCGCUUAAAGACGUCCCAGACGGUGGCACCGCAGGAGGUGAGCCCCAACGAGGUGGAGGCCACGAGGCGCAUCGAAUGGGAGAUUCAGCAGCGACAGCGGCGGGACGAACAGUACGAGCGCCAACGCCAGGAGCGGGAGCAGCAGCUGGCCAUUGCCCGAGAGGCCAAGAAGCAUUACAAGCCACCGUCGCCACCGCCAGAAGAUGCGUCGCAAAACAUUGAGUCUCUCGUCAAGCCCACCACCAAUGGUGAUGCCGAUUUGGACCUGGUCUUGGAAGAGAGUCUGGCCUUGCAAGAAAGUCUGGUGUUUGACGACGGUCAGGCCGAGAAGCCCACGUUCGAUCGGACAACGAAGCCGACGUCGAGGCCCAGGAGUGUGGAAAAGACAGUGUCACGGGCUCGUGAUUUCUCGCCCGUUGAGGGGCCCAGUAUGGGAAAAGGUCUCACGGGAUUGAAGAACCUGGGUAAUACCUGCUACAUGAACAGCAUUCUGCAGUGCCUGAGCAACACGCCACAGCUGACGGAGUACUGCAUAUCGGACCAGUACAAGAGCUACAUCAGUCGCAGCAACAAGACGAAUGGCCAGGUCAUCGAGGAGGUGGCCGCACUCAUCAAGGUGCUGUGGAAUGGCCAAUACAAGUGUGUGGCCAGUCGGGAUCUAAGGUAUGUGGUGGGACAGUACCAGAGGAUAUUUCGCGGCGUUGACCAGCAGGAUUCGCACGAGUUCCUCACCAUUCUAAUGGACUGGUUGCACUCUGAUCUGCAGACGCUCGAUGUGCCGCGGAUACGCGAGACCAUCGGUGCGGCCGAGAAGGCUUGGCUGGACUUUACCAAGGCCAAGGAGAGCAUGAUAUUGCAUUUAUUCUAUGGUCAAAUGAAGAGCACCGUCAAGUGCGUGGCCUGCCACAAGGAGUCGGCCACGUACGAGUGCUUCUCGAAUCUCAGCCUCGAGCUGCCGCCCAACGCGAACGAGUGCCAGCUGAGUCAGUGCAUGGACAUGUACUUCAGUGGGGAGCGCAUCCACGGCUGGAAUUGUCCCAAUUGCAAGACGAAGCGGGAUGCAAUCAAGAAGCUGGACAUUUCCAAGCUGCCACCCGUGCUGGUUGUGCAUUUGAAGCGCUUCUAUGCAGAUACCAGCAACACGGGUGCGUAUGUGAAGAAGCAAAACUAUCUGAACUUUCCCCUGCAGAACCUGGAAAUGAAUCCGUAUAUAGCACGAGCCGAGUCGCGUGCUGGGACGCCCAAGACCUACCAGCUGUAUGCCGUCUCAAAUCACUACGGCAGCAUGGAGGGCGGCCACUACACGGCCUUCUGCAAGAGCGCACAUUACAGGCGCUGGUUUAAGUUUGACGAUCAAGUGGUCUCAUGUCUAGAAACGCCGAAUGUCGUCUCGAGUGCCGCCUACAUUCUCUUUUACACCUGGCUACCGCCCCUGCAGCCACUGUAAAUAGUGUCGGUCUGUCUGCCUUCCGUUUGUUUUUAUCCAUCAUGUUUGUUUUCUUCGGUUUAAGCUGGUUUUUGAUGGGCAGAUUCUAAGUUCUAGUCGCUUCACCCCCAAUUACCGCCUAAUUGUUGCUAUCUAUUGUUGUCUAGAACCAUUGCCGGAUUAAAAGUAUUAGGAAUAGGAAUAUAGGAGUGUAAAUGCAGGUGCAUUUUCUACUCUACGGGUGGAUGCGAUGCGAUUCACACAUUCACCGAUACUAAGAUAACUUCAAGUGCAUUAUGGGUGUAUAACAAAGAGCAGACAUAGUGUAGACACUUCGUGUAUUUUAUUAUAUUUAACAAGCAUAUUUUUAAACCAAAUAAACGAAAUAAAAUUUC
Messenger RNA from Drosophila guanche, 3086 nucleotides. RefSeq names its product ubiquitin carboxyl-terminal hydrolase 8 (gene Usp8). Gene Ontology annotation, molecular function: cysteine-type deubiquitinase activity. Gene Ontology annotation, biological process: protein deubiquitination. The record is from RefSeq and is a predicted model, not a curated record. The coding region runs from base 1 to 2712 and encodes 903 amino acids. Lineage: Eukaryota; Metazoa; Arthropoda; Insecta; Diptera; Drosophilidae. The transcript has 8 exons.